Messenger RNA from Protobothrops mucrosquamatus (brown spotted pit viper), 1659 nucleotides. RefSeq names its product coiled-coil domain containing 102A (gene CCDC102A). The transcript has 8 exons. Gene Ontology annotation, cellular component: myosin complex. NCBI's taxonomy places the organism in Eukaryota, Metazoa, Chordata, Lepidosauria, Squamata, Viperidae. Bases 1 to 1659 code for a protein of 552 amino acids. The record is from RefSeq and is a predicted model, not a curated record.
AUGAGCCACGGUGCCAGUUCUCAGCUGGCUGAGUCUCCUCAGCUCUCCAAGAGGAGCUUGCUCAGCAUCCUCGGGAGCCCGCAGCCUGAAAGGAUGAGCUUGUCAGACUCCAUGUCCCCAACCCCGAAGAGCGGCACUCCUUCCCCCGGCCCGCCGCAGCUCCCCCUGUUGAACUCCACCUGCCACGACAGCGACUGGGAGAGCCGGGAAGAGUUGCGCCUGCGAGAGCUCGAAGAAGCCCGUGCCCGGGCCGCCCAGAUGGAGAAGACCAUGCGCUGGUGGUCUGACUGCACCGCCAACUGGCGGGAGAAGUGGAGCAAGGUCCGUGCGGAGCGCAACAAGGCGCGGGAGGAGGUGCGGCAGCUGCGCCAGAAGCUGGAGACCUUGAGCAAGGAACUGACCGGCCUGAAGCGAGAGAAGCAGGAGGCCCUCAACGAGAACCAGCAGCUGGGCAAGGAAGUGGCCCGUCUGAAGGGGGAAGACAAGGAAGGAGAGAAGGAGAAAGAGAUGGACAACCGCAUUGCCUCUGAGAAGGAGAGCGAGGCCUCCCCGGAACAGGAGCCGGUGCGAGACGUGGGCUCCGAGAAGGAGGUGAAAAACAAGGAUUUUGAGCUGAUGGAGAACCUUCUGAAGAACAAGCAGGAAGAAGGUGAAUGCUGGGACCAACGGAGCUCAGUUAGCGUCCGUUCAUCCUUCACCCGUCAGGAGAGGAAUCGGCUGCUUUGGGAAGACGUUUCGGUUAUUGAGGAGGAUGCCACUAAGAUCACCGCCCUGAAGCUACGCCUGGACGAAUCUCAGAAAGUGCUCCUCAAAGAAAGGGAGGACAAGCUGUCCCUCAGCAAGAACAUUGAGAAGCUGGAAGGUGAACUGAGCCAGUGGAAGAUCAAGUAUGAGGAGCUGAACAAGAAUAAGCAGGAGGUGCUGAAGCAGCUGAACAUCCUCAAGGAGAUCCACCAGGACGAACUGGGACGUAUCUCUGAGGAUCUAGAAGACGAACUGGGGGCUCGCUCAAGUAUGGACAAGAAACUGGUGGAGUUACGAUCGGAGAUGGAGCGUCUGCAGGCUGAGAACGCAGCCGAGUGGGGCAAGCGAGAGCGGCUGGAAACGGAGAAGCUGAAUCUGGAACGGGAGAAUAAGAAGCUGCGGGCCCAGAUUGAGGAUCUCGAGGAGAUCCUGGCUCGGAAACGGAGGCAAACCACCUGCACUCUCGACACGGAUUUUAAAACCAUCCAAACGGAGCUGUUUGAGAAGAAUAAGGAGCUGGCCGACCUGAAGCACGUCCAUGCCAAACUGAAGAAGCAGCACCAGGAGAAGAUGGCCGAACUGGGCCACACGAUCCGGCGAGUGGAGCAGCAUGAGGGAGAAGUGAAGAAGUUGCGCUUGCGAGUGGAGGAACUCAAGAAGGAACUGGCCCAAGCGGAGGACGAGCUGGAUGACGCUCAUAACCAGGUCCGCAAACUGCAAAGAUCGCUGGAUGAGCAGACGGAACAGAACGAAAAUCUCCAAGUCCAGCUGGAACACCUGCAAUCCAGACUUCGCCGGCAGCAGAACCUCCCUCUGUUUGGGAAGAUCCGUGGCUCACGCUUUGGUCCGGGUGAGCCUGGAGAUUGUACCAGCGACCUGGAUGAAGAUGAAGACUUGAAAAUCCAGGUUCCGUAG